GUUAGGAGGUACAGAGGUGUAGUUGGUGGUGUGACUUAGAUCAAUAGGAAGGUGUAGUGUGGGUGUUGGCACACAUGUGGGGGGGGGGGAGGUGAGUGAUAAGGACACACACUCACACUCCUGCCGGUCAUAAGCUCACAGAUAACACCUUCCUCACACUCGCAAUAUUGAGGUCAAUUACUGAAUUUUGGGUGAUUGUUGAAGAGUGGAUUGUUAGGUUAUAAGGGUGGUAAGGUGAGCUCUUAUUCCAACACGUCCUGGUGCAGUCAUCCGGAGGACAAACCCUUCAUGUGCACCUACUAUCAAGAAGAAGAACUCUUAUUACUGUUACUUGCCACCAUUAUUGGACAACCUUUCUUUUGUUUGGAUAAUGUGGUAGAGAUGUUGAGACCUAAAAGAAUAGAGUAUAACCAUAGAGUAGCAUAACAUCUUAUUCCCAGGACCAUGGCUGGCUCGGCUGCCGCACCAACAUCCUUGGUCGAGAUCUCUGUAUCCUGCAGGAACCUACGGGAUACUGAUGUCUUCUCCAAAUCUGAUCCUAUCUGUGUGUUGUUUUACCAACCUUUUGGAACAAAACAAUGGGAAGAGUUUAAACGAACUGAUUGUGUUAGUAACUCUCUCAAUCCAGAUUUUGCUACAAAAAUUCCUAUUACUUAUCACUUUGAAGAGCAGCAACACCUAAAAUUUUUGAUUUAUGACAUUGAUUACAAUUCUAAGGACCUUGAUCACCAUGAUUUUCUAGGAGAAUAUGAGUGCACUCUUGGUCAUUUAGUUAGUUCUCAUACAGUUCAUAAACCUUUGAUUAAUAAGAAUUACAGUGGCAAUAAUGGCUCUAUCCUGAUAAUUACAGAAGAACUUAGUUCAUGUAAAGAAGAGCUUAAUCUGCAGGUUGUUGGCAAGAAUCUUGAAAAUAGGAGUUGGUUUUUUUCUAUAAAUCCUUUCCUUGAGUUCUUUAAAGCAAACGAAGAUGGGACGUUCAUUCUGGUCCACCGCACAGAGACGUCUCAUAGUACACAAAACCCAGUUUGGAAGGAUUUUUCCGUACCUUUACGAAGCUUCUGUAAUGGCGAUUAUGAUCGUAACAUACAAGUAAGCUGCAAAGAUUUCAAAUCAAAUGGAAAUCACAAACUUAUUGGAAAUUUUUACACUACAGUACGAAAACUCAUUGAAGGGCCGGGCCCGAGCAACACAUAUUGGCUCAUCAAUGAAAACACGAAGAGGAAGAAAGGUAAUAGCUACAAGAACUCUGGAGAGGUGAUGAUUAAUAAAGCCCAUGUUCAUGAGAUUUUCUCUUUCAUCGACUACAUCAAGGGUGGCAUGGAGAUAAAUGCCUUUAUUGCCAUCGAUUUCACAGCAUCAAAUGGUAAUCCACAGUCACCACAGUCUCUGCACUUCAUCAACCCAGUGGCUCCAAAUCAAUAUGUUCAAGCUAUUCAAGCAGUUGGACACAUUAUUGAAGAUUAUGACACAGAUAAACACUUUCCAGUUCUUGGCUUUGGAGCCAAGAUUCCUCCAAGUUACGAUGCAGUGUCUCAUGAGUUUUUUGUCAAUGGGGAUGCAUCAAAUCCUUACUGUUUUGGAGUUCAAGGAGUUGUUGAUGCUUACUAUGGGUGUAUAAAUCGUGUUCAACUCUAUGGGCCCACCAAUUUUGCUCCCAUCAUCAAUCAUGUUACCCGCUUUGCUAUCUCUAAUCAGACUGGGGACAAAUACUUCAUUCUUCUCAUCCUUACUGAUGGUAUCAUCACUGAUAUGGCACAUACUAAAGAGGCAAUUGUUAAUGCUUCAUCCUUGCCACUGUCAAUCAUCAUUGUGGGAGUAGGUGGAGCAGAAUUUGACAGUAUGGAAGAACUAGAUGGAGACGUUGUGCGACUCUCCAGUAAUGGUGUGGCAUCAUCACUCCUGACACUAUGUAUCCUGUGAGUGCUACUUGGAUACCUUGUCUGCUGUCUGAAAUUACUUUAUUGGGACCACCUCUGUGUGCAGCAGUGUAAGGACUGAAGGACCGAAGGAUCGAAUGCUCACAGUGGUUAUCAACAGGGGUAAAAUGCUUAGAGAAUUUACAGUGAAUUUUGUCAGAUAUAGGUUGUGUCUGACUCAACCUACUGAAGCAGGGAAUCAGAGAAUCGGGUACAUCAAAAGUUUUUGAUGUGGUGCUAGUAUAAUGUGGAUUCCGUUUAUGGGGAUAGUAGAUUUAUAUAUGAGAGAGAAGGGUUCACUGAUACACCAUGUGUAGCUCUUGUAUACAAAUUUAUUAAACAUAAACAACACAAAAAUAUUUACACAUGGAUGGGGGGAACAAUUGUCUUUACAGUGUGUUGUAUAAGCAAAUCUAUGCACAGUAUCUGUGUGCGUUGACUAUACUCAAGAUAUGAAAGACCCUAGCUUAACACUUCAAUUUUGCACGCUCCACUAAUAAUGGCUGCCUAAUACCACUGCCAUAUUCCAUAGACAUUCAGGAGCUGAAAUGAUACUCGGGAGUAAAUUCCAUGCACAUAAAGCUGAUGCAUGGGAUAAUAGUCACAGACACAUGUUUGGUCAUGGACCAGCACUGCAUGUGAAAUGUCACUUUGAAUACCCACGCCAGACUGAGAAGAGCACCACCAGGCUCAUUGCGUUGCAUUUGAGCCCACGAAAUGUGAGUAAAUAGCAUACGCAAUAAAAAAUUUACUCACAAGAAUUCGCAUGCGUACACAUUCACAUGAGCACACUUCGUUGUUGUCAUUAUGAAUCAUUUAUACCACCACAGGAAUCGUCCACAGGUGAUAUGUUUCUGGAGGUAGUAACUAGCUUGUAGGUAAUAUAUGACUUGAAGUUCAGGGAGUCUGUCUUUCCUCUUCAAUACUCGUCCCAAGAAUGCUGUGACAGCUGGAUCUAGGUAACCAAGCUCACACCUCACAUCUCGUAAUGGAGACCAUCACGCACAACACCAGUCAGAAUAUAGUUUCCACCACAACUCGACACCUGACUUGGUGAACUAUGGGUCACUCGGAUGUCACUGGGAGUCGUAGGGAAGGGUCAGUUCGGCUGUAGGAGAGGUCGGGUUCAAACCUUGACCUUCCCCCUGCUACCUGCCUCAUUCUGUAGCACAAAAUAUGGCUGUGAUGCAUGACACAAGCGAGAUGUAUAACUCUUUUCAUCUGCUUGCAUAACCAGAAGUAGUACGUGUUCACUCAUAUUCCAACCGAGAUGUAAAUGGCAUUACUGAUCCAAAGAUACCCAACACGGGGGUACUGUGACCUGGCAUAAAUGUAAUAUAAUUUUCACAGUGCAUAGCACUGCAGUGAUGCUACCCCUCACAAAAAGUGUAUAUAUGCUAAACAAUACUAAAUAUUCUCUCUUGUACAGAACUCUGACAACUUGCAAACAUUGAAAUUAAGUAAUGAAAAUUAACAUAGCCAAAAAUCCAGCAAACUAACAAAUAAAGCAAAGCAAUUUGAUUACAGUAAUAACAAUGACAGCUAAACAUUACAUAUCAGUCAUUACACCUAACUUAUGGGACAUAGGACCCAUGUCCCAUUAGUCAGGACCUGACUUUUGGGACAUGGAUCCUUACUUUAGUUGUGCUGAUCUGACAACAGCCAAAAAUGCCUAGAUGGAGUCACCCUGCAGCCAUGGAGGGAAGGUAAACAGGUCGUAUGGGAUUACACGUGUGCAUCUACAUUGGCUGAUAUGUCC
Molecule: messenger RNA, 3675 nt
Organism: Procambarus clarkii (red swamp crayfish)
Lineage: Eukaryota; Metazoa; Arthropoda; Malacostraca; Decapoda; Cambaridae
Source: RefSeq, a predicted model, not a curated record